Lodderomyces pseudojiufengensis is the source of this 1464-nucleotide messenger RNA. It is a transcript of the gene GSH2, whose product is annotated as glutathione synthase. Gene Ontology annotation, molecular function: glutathione synthase activity; ATP binding; glutathione binding. The record is from RefSeq and is a predicted model, not a curated record. Gene Ontology annotation, biological process: glutathione biosynthetic process. Bases 1 to 1464 code for a protein of 487 amino acids. Gene Ontology annotation, cellular component: cytosol. NCBI's taxonomy places the organism in Eukaryota, Fungi, Ascomycota, Pichiomycetes, Serinales, Debaryomycetaceae. The transcript has a single exon.
AUGGAUCCAAUACCGUUUCCUCAAUUGAGUCAUGAACAAGAAAAUGAAUUAAAAUUGAAUGCUCAGCAAUGGUCAUUAUCUAACGGGUUAGUAAUGUAUCCACCAAAUUUCGAAACUUUUCAAACGAAUGUGGCUCCAAUAACUUUGUUUCCUACUCCAAUUCCAAAAACUAGUUUUCAACAGGCAUUGAAUGUACAAAAAAUAUAUAAUGAAUUAUAUAUAAAUCUAAUAACUAAGCAUAAAUCCUGGUUAAUCGAAGUAUUGGAAGAAUUAGCUAAGUUUGAUCCAAAUUUUACUGGAAAAUUAUUUGAAAUAUAUAAAGAAUCAAUAAAAGAUGAAGUACUACAACCAAUUUCAUUGGGUAUAUUCAGGUCUGAUUAUAUGAUUGACUCCAAUUUAAAUGAUAUAAAACAAAUUGAAUUUAAUACUGUUAGUGUUUCAUUUGGUGGAUUAUCUACAAAAAUAGGUCAAUUACAAAAUUUUUUGAAUUCGACUGGAUUUUAUGAUAACAAAUACAAUUUUAAAUAUUAUGAAGAUGAGAGUUUACCCAUUUCAAAUUCAAUUGAAAAAAUUGCCGAAGGUUUAGCUCAAGGUAAUUUUUACUAUAAUGAUAAACAAGAAAAUGAGGAUACCAUUGUUUUAUUUGUUGUGCAACCAAACGAAAGAAAUUGCUUUGACCAAAGAUUAAUUGAAUAUGAACUAUUCAAUAAGCAUAAAAUAAAGGCGUUUAGAGCUACAUUGGAAGAAAUCGAAGAAGUGGUUACAAUAAAUAGUGACAAAGCUUAUAUAAAAUCAACAACGCAAGAAAUUUCAGUUGUUUAUUAUAGAUCAGGUUAUGGUCCAGGUGAUUAUGAAGUAAACCCAGCAAAAUCAUGGAAUGCAAGAUUGAUUUUGGAGAAAUCGAAAGCUAUUAAAUGUCCAUCAAUUUUGACUCAAUUAUCAGGUUCAAAAAAGAUACAACAAUUAUUAACUGAUCAUGAAAUAUUGAAAAAAAUAUUACCUGACUUAAGUAACACGGAUUUUAAAGAGUUGAUAUCUACAUUUGUCAACAUAUAUCCAUUUGAUGAUUCUGAAUUAGGUAAAAAAGCUAAAAAAUUGGCAUUCGAAAGUCCAGAAAAAUUUGUUCUAAAACCACAAAGAGAAGGUGGUGGUAAUAAUAUUUAUAAGAAAAACAUUCCAGAUUUUUUAAAGUCAAUACCUGAAUCUGAAUGGGGUGCUUAUAUUUUGAUGGAAUUAAUAACACCGAAAACAUUCAAAAACAAAAUAAUGAGAAAUAAAGAUAUAUACAAUGAAAAUAUAAUAUCAGAACUAGGUAUAUUUGGUAAUAUUUUAUUUAAUGAAACUACGGGUGAGAUUUUGAAAAAUGAAAAUGCAGGUUGGUUGUUAAGAUCUAAAUUUGAAACUAGUGAUGAAGGUGGAGUUGCUGCAGGAUUUGGAUGUGUUGAUAACAUUUAUCUUUAUUAA